Molecule: messenger RNA, 2656 nt
Organism: Gossypium raimondii (Peruvian cotton)
Lineage: Eukaryota; Viridiplantae; Streptophyta; Magnoliopsida; Malvales; Malvaceae
Product: phosphate transporter PHO1 homolog 3
Exons: 13
Coding region: 155-2551 (798 amino acids)
Biological process (GO): phosphate ion transport; cellular response to phosphate starvation
Cellular component (GO): cytoplasm; trans-Golgi network; Golgi apparatus
Molecular function (GO): inositol hexakisphosphate binding
Source: RefSeq, a predicted model, not a curated record
AUGCACACAAGGAUGUCAGGUCGAGGCCAAGCUAAUUUCCCUCUUCUCAUUGGUUUUCUUUCAAACCCAUUUUCCAGACAUUUCUUCAAGCUUCGAUUUCCACUCUGUCUGCUAAGUGCUAAGCAGUGAACAAAAGCCAAAGAGUGGAUAAAAGAUGAAGUUUGGAAAGGAAUUUGCAUCUCAAAUGGUGCCGGAAUGGCAAGGGGCGUACAUGGAUUAUGAUUAUCUCAAAACCCUGUUAAAAGAUAUUCAUACUUUCAACCAAAGAACCAAACCACAAUCCAUCCCACAUGGGCUGAAACGCAGCCUGUCAAUGUAUAGAGCUUUCAGUGGGUUGUUGAUUCACAGGCAUAGUCAACACCCACCCACUAGUCCACCUUCACCGGAUGUGGAAGAACAACCAAUUUUGGUGAACUCCGUGAACCGAAAUGGCUCCCACAAGGUUGAAACAACGUUCCUUAUGCAAGGAGACAAAGGUGGAGAAUACGAAUUGGUUUACUUCAGAAGGCUUGAUGAUGAGUUCAAUAAGGUGGAUAAGUUUUACAAGUCCAAGGUAGCCGAGGUAACGCAGGAGGCUGAGGUCUUGAACAAGCAAAUGGAUGCCCUCAUUGCUUUCAGAAUCAAAGUGGAGAAUCCUCAUGGAUGGUCCUGGCAAGAUCGGUCCGGUGACUUGACUCGUCUUGCCUCCGAUGUUGCCACAUCCACUGCCACACUCGCAGCUACGAUUCCGGCCGGUGCUAGAGCAAGCGGCAGAAGAUCAGUUGAGCACAUGGAGAUCAUCGAAGAAGGGCCAAGCGUCCACGAUGAGUCAGAUGAAGAUAAGAAAGAUACUGUAAAUAAAGAGAGUGGAGAGCAAAAUAUUGAAAAGCCAGUGGGUAGUAAGUUCAAGAAACAUAAACCAGCUCCAUUGCAGAUACUAGACCGUGUAAAAAUGAAUAACACACUUGCGACGCCUCGAUCCACCAUUAAAGUGUUUCUAAACGCCCCUAAACAGUCUGAUUUGAAGUUCGAUAGGGAGAAUCUCAAGAGAGUUGAGAAUAAACUUAAGCGAGCUUUUGUUGAAUUCUACCAGAAACUUCUCCUUCUUAAAAGUUACAGCUUCUUAAAUACAUUGGCUUUCUCAAAAAUCAUGAAGAAAUAUGACAAGAUUGCUUCAAGGAAUGCUUCAGAAUCUUACAUGAACAUGGUGGAUAGUUCAUAUCUAGGAAGCUCGGAAGAGGUUACAAAACUUAUGGAAAGAGUUGAGGCUACGUUCAUCAAACAUUUCGCAAACUCAAACCGCAGCAAAGGAAUGAAUGUUUUAAGACCGAAAGCUAGGAAACAGAGACAUACAACAACAUUUUAUACUGGUUUCUUUGCUGGAUGCACAGCUGCUCUCAUAAUAGCACUUAUUUUGAUAAUUCGUGCUCGGCAUAUCUUGGGUCAUGACGGAACGGACCAGUACAUGGAAACCAUGUUUCCACUUUAUAGUUUGUUUGGAUUCAUUGUCCUACAUAUGGUAAUGUAUGCUGGCAACGUGUACUUUUGGAGACGGUAUCGAGUUAAUUAUGCCUUCAUAUUUGGUUUCAAACAAGGAACUGAACUUGGGUACCGAGAAGUGCUGCUUGUCAGUUUUGGCCUUGCAGUAAUGUCACUUGGUAGUGUGCUCUCAAAUCUUGAUAUGGAGAUGGAUCCCAAAACUAAUGAUUAUAAAGCUUUCACCGAAAUCAUCCCUUUGAUCCUGGUGGUGGUGGUGUUUAUUAUACUAUUCUUUCCAUUCAACAUCCUGUAUCGAUCGAGUCGUUUCUUCUUCCUCACUUGUUUGUUUCACAGUAUCUUAGCCCCUCUGUACAAGGUCAGGCUUCCGGAUUUCUUCCUGGCAGAUCAGUUAACUAGCCAGGUUCAAGCAUUUAGAAGCCUUGAGUUCUACGUUUGCUACUAUGGUUGGGGAGAUUUCAGACACAGAGAAAACAGUUGCAAAACCAACGAUGUCUUCAACACUUUUAGCUUCAUUGUCGCUGUAAUUCCUUUUUGGUCUCGCCUUCUUCAGUGCUUGCGUCGGUUUUUUGAAGAGAAAGACACCUUGCAAGGUUACAAUGGGGUGAAAUAUUUCAUCACAAUUGUAGCCCUUUGUUUAAGAACUGCUUACAGUCUGAACAAAGGGUUAGGUUGGGAAAUAUUGGCUCUCGUGUUCUCAGUGGCUGCUGCCAUUGUUGGUACUUAUUGGGACCUUGUCUAUGAUUGGGGACUUCUCCAACGCCAUUCUAGGAAUCGAUGGUUGAGAGAUAGACUCCUUGUACCACGAAAAAGUGUCUACUUUGGUGCCAUGGUCCUGAAUGUUCUGCUGAGAUUUGCAUGGUUGCAAACAGUGUUCAAUUUCAAGAUAUUUGACUUGCACAGACAAACCGUGACCACCAUCGUCGCCAGCCUCGAGAUCAUCCGGCGAGGGAUGUGGAAUUUCUUCAGGCUAGAAAACGAGCAUUUGAAUAACGUCGGCAAGUAUCGAGCAUUCAAGUCCGUGCCAUUACCUUUCAACUACGAUGAGGAUGAAGAUGAAGAUAAAAAUGAAUAAAUUGUUUAGAAUUCAACAAGAAAUGUACAAGAAUACUAGUUAUACAUGUACAUGCAUUUGUCAUAAAUAUAAAUAUUUGCAGUAAAAAGAAAAUUAAUUAGUGAA